Messenger RNA from Alnus glutinosa, 692 nucleotides. RefSeq lists its product as uncharacterized. The transcript has 2 exons. The record is from RefSeq and is a predicted model, not a curated record. Bases 45 to 692 code for a protein of 215 amino acids. Lineage: Eukaryota; Viridiplantae; Streptophyta; Magnoliopsida; Fagales; Betulaceae.
CUGGACUGAAACCUCUUUAAUUAGCAUUGACAUACAUACCUAAAAUGGCAGCAACCAAGGUAAGCCUGAAGCUUUUGAUCGAGAAAAAGAGCCAACGGGUGCUCUUUGCUGAAGCAGACAAGGAAUUUGUUGAUUUACUGUUUAGCAUUUUCACUCUGCCCGUCGGAACGGUCACUAGGCUCUUAGAAAAGCAAAACAUGGCAGGCUGCUUGCAUAGCCUGUACAAGAGCAUGGAGAAUCUGAGUGAUAGAUACUUUCAGCCAGACCAAGACAAGAACUUUCUGCUAAACCCAAAAGUAGCCAUUUCUGGUGCUACAGUCCCUCUACUCUUGCCAAGCGUUGAGCAGCCAUAUACAGCGAGUAAAAUUUAUAGGUGUGGCAACUACAACUGUACGUACGUGGCUAAUGACCCGAGAGCAAUUUGUCCUUCAUGCAGGAAUCAAAUGAACAAAGAGCAAACUUUCGUAGACCCGCCAAGCGAUAUCAAGGCAUCCUCUUCUAGUGAGGGAGGUUACGUGAAAGGGGUGAUCACUUACAUGGUGAUGGAUAAUCUGGAGGUGAAGCCCAUGUCAACCAUCUCUUCUAUCACUUUACUUACCAAGUUUAAUGUCAGGGACCUUGGGGCUGUUGAGGAGAAAGUCGUUGAUUUUGGAGUGGAUGAGGUUCUGAGUUUGCUCGAGGCUUCUUUUUAG